Messenger RNA from Microthlaspi erraticum, 660 nucleotides. Lineage: Eukaryota; Viridiplantae; Streptophyta; Magnoliopsida; Brassicales; Brassicaceae. The record is from the annotation of a GenBank genome assembly.
AUGGCAAAGAACCUCCACUCCAUCGGCUUCACCGUUCUCUUGCUUGUCAUUCUGAUAGGUGCUCGUCCAUCAAUAGAGGAUGGUGGAGGAUUAAGUGUAUUGGAAAGAGCAAUGGAGAUGGGAGCCAUUGCCGAUGAAGAGCUCUUCCUUCUCUUACCAGAGUAUGCUGCAGAGGAGAAAAGUGGAGUUUUUGGAGAGAUUUUCGAGUUUUACUGUUCAUCGGGGCACUGUUCAUCGGGGGUACUGUUCAUCGUCGGGAUUCGGCACUGUUCAUCGUCUUUCUUUUUCCUUCAGUUUCAAUCCAUUGUCAAGAGGCCGUGGAGGCCGGGGCCGAGGUCGUGGACUUCGGCGGAUUCGGGAGAGAGUGUGGCGCCUAGUGUGGCGACUGCGUCGGUGACCCAGUCGGUAUCCGUGGCGAGUGAGGCCAGUGUGGAUGCGAGUGUUGGUUUGGGAGCGGGGGCUGCUCCGGGUUGGGGUGGUGCUCCGGCUCAGGGUCUUGAUGACUUAGUGGUGGGUUUGCUGACGCAGUUAUUGGCUCGUUUUCCGCCAGUGGUUCCACAGGGGGCUCCGGGAGUACCUCCAGUGGCAGAGGUGCAGCAGAGGGCUGCGGGUUGUUCAGCCGCAGGCUGUGGGUUUGGUGGUGCCGCCUAUUGGAUAUGA